AGCAGCCAAACCGGCUUGAUAAGGUAGCCGGUUGUAAGUUGGUGAGGAAGGCGCGAGGGACCGCGGAUGCGCUGGCUUCAGGCGAACAACCCCCCUCCUGACUGAAUCCUGUGGAUAGAGAGAUACCCUCUUGGAUUACUGAUAUAUACCACCCGACGCCUCUCAAUCAUCAUUUCCUGGAGCGCUUAAACGUGAUGGAACAUCGCGAAGGUAUCUCGGCGAAUAUCGUCUGCUCGAGCUUAAGGCACCGUCCCGCAUGGGCGUCGGCCGUGACUCAGCUUCUGGAAUCGGACAGAGGACGGUGGUUGGAAGCAAGUCUGAGAACCCAUGACGUCGCCUUGAGCAUAACCGAGGCAGACUCACAAGGCCAAGGCGUUUACCAUUCAGAGUACAGCGAACACCCAGUCUUCCGGCUCCUCCUCCUCUCGCCAGAGGAUAUCAACGACCCGAGAACCCUCCCUCGAGUAGAACAACUCCACUGCCUCGACAAUGGGCGCAACGCGGCCCUUAUCUUCCUCCUCGAUCAUGACAAGUCACAGAGUCCAAUGCAGCCCUUCAUGGAGCUACAUUUACAGUUGCCGUCCAACCGCACCCUCCCCAUCAUACCCUUACUCAACGCAAACGAUCUACCCACCACCCUCCGCAGCUUCCAAAGUUCUCUUACGUCCUCCAGAGACAUGAGGCAGUGGCCCGUCGACCCCGCGCGGGACCUGCUGCCCUUCUGCAACAUCACUUCUUCGCCGCUGUCCAGGUGCUGUGUAGAUGCCUUGAGCAAGGGAUUCUUUGCCAGUUUUAGGGAGCUGCUGGAGGGGAUUGCCACGGAGGAAGGACAGAGUGGCUUGAGAGAAGUGCUUGAGCUCGCGACUGGGAAAGGGAAUGGAGAGGUGGACAGGUUAAUUGCGUUCUGGAAGCACGAGUUCGCUACGGGGUGAGGGGACUCAGAAGGAGCUGGGGGAGAGGGAAAGGGUUAGGGGUUCGUCCACUCAUUGUUCAGACUGCUAUGCAGUCGCAGACCACGAGAGUCCGACCGUGCAACGAAAGGGCUGCUGUCGCUGCUCACAAGAUUGUAGUUGACGAAGGUAGACGGGUUCGUCAUCUGAACGUGAUAGCCGUUAACAGCCGUUGCUAAACAUGGAAAACGAAGCAAACAAUAGCUCCCGAAAGGGUUCUGGACCAUGUGAACGACCAAUUUCGGGGUGAUGUGGUUUGCAUAUGCAGAUACGUAUUGAAUAAUCCG
Messenger RNA from Chaetomium strumarium, 1237 nucleotides. RefSeq lists its product as uncharacterized. Lineage: Eukaryota; Fungi; Ascomycota; Sordariomycetes; Sordariales; Chaetomiaceae. The transcript has 3 exons. The record is from RefSeq and is a predicted model, not a curated record. Bases 195 to 932 code for a protein of 245 amino acids.